CGGUUGCUUCGCACUCUGGCCCUCGUCUCCCCGACUGCCGCAACGCAUUGCAUCACACCGCGGCCGAUCCUAAACCUUCAGACACAAUCACCACCACCGCCGCCCCUCCCCGCAUCUGGCGGAGCUUUGCCACGGUUUUCCGCUUGACUACUCAUCACGCCCAGCAGACUCGAUCGCCCGCCACACAAUCCCCCACCCCGGGUUCUCCACCGCACAUUCAUUGUAAAAAGGAUCCGGCCCGUUUGAUACCCAGCCCCGCGUCACUGCCGACCUGCAGGCUUUCAUCGUCCUUUCACUGCCCACAAGGGACGGCCCUCCGCGCUUCUACCAAACUCUCCCCGCUCGCUCACCUUCAUAUCUAUCCUCCACGCACCUUUUCACAACCACCAGACGAAAAUGACGACUCCUCCGCAGCCUCCUAUCCAGAACAGUCGCGGUCGGAAACGCCCAGCCCCGGGAACAUCAGCUCCCCUCGUUUCGUCGAAUCCCUCAACGAGUGUUCCCACCGCGUCGGCGGCCGACAUGAACUACUACAGUAGCCUUCCAGCGACAUCGAUGGGCGGUCCAAACGGUAAUCUCUACAAUAGUGAUCCCGCGACGUCGAUAAGCGCCCAGCAACAGCAGAGCGACAUCUACCGACUGCAGAAUGCCCAGCAGCAGCAGCAGCAACAGCAGCAACAACAGCAACAACAACAGCAACUUCACCAGCAACAGCAACAGGGCAACAUCUACGACGGCAACAACCAGCUGGCAAGGGUCGCGCGGGGAAACCAGUUGAUGCGCGUACCCUCAUUCAGCGGCAUGAACGUUCCUGGGAUUCCGCCGCAGAUCAGUGGGCUUACGCCACAGAUGCCGAUGAACAUGAACAUGAUGGGUGCACCAGGUAUGAUGGGAUUGCCCGGCGGCUUCGAGCAGCCGGUGAGCGCUUCGGAAGCGAUAGAUAGGGAGCUUUGCGCGAGGAUUGAGAGCAUGAAGAAGAAGCGCUCCAACAUUCCGCCAUUUGUGUUGAAGCUCAGCAGUUUUGUCAACGACCCAAACUCCGACGAUUUGAUUCGGUGGUCGGAUUCAGGCAAUUCGUUCAUGGUGCUGGAUGAGGAGGAGUUCUCAAAGAAGCUCAUCCCAGACCUUUUCAAGCACAACAAUUACGCAUCCUUCGUCCGCCAACUCAACAUGUACGGAUUCCACAAAGUCGUCGGGCUCGCGGAUGGCUCCCUCAAGACUUCCGAGCAGCGUAGCAAACCGCCGAGCGAAUACGAGAAUCCGUACUUCAAGAGGGGGCAGCCUGAUCUGAUGUGGCUUAUCCAAAAGCCAAAGAGUAAGAACGCCAGGGCGAAGGGGAAGAAGGGGGUGAAGCAAGAAGAGCAGGACACUGACAAGGAGGACAAUAUGAGUGAUGCAGGAGGAGAGUCUGGCGAUAUUGGAGGAGGCUACCUUGAAGGUCCAAAAGAUGCGAAUGAGCCUCAGAACCACAGUGGAGGAGGAGGAGGAGGAGGAGGAGGAGCAGGUAGCCGUAACCGGGGCGUUGACUUCAGCGCCCUGUCAGCACAAAUCGAAGCUGUGCGUAGCCAUCAGCUCAUGAUUUCGCAGGCGAUAAACCGAUUGCGGAAAGAUCAUCAGCAGCUUUACGAGCAAAGUUUGGCUUUCCAAAGUCUUCAUGACCGCCACGAGAAUUCGAUAAACGCAAUACUCACUUUCCUUGCGACCGUGUACGACAAGUCGCUGGGAGGACACAUCAAUGGGGCGGUUAACAACCUCUUCUCCCAUCAGGUGGACCAGGGUCAAGGUCUACAUCGUGGUCCACCGGGCUCAUCCGUGGGCCCUACUCCGACUGGUGCGAUAAUCCCCACAGCUCCGACCGGUGUGCGGCCAGCGGUUAUGCGAACUCCUCAGAUGGCGAGACGGAAACCUCUAUUGCUCGAAGGCGGCCCUACGUUUUCCGGCGACUCAUCACCCAUGAAUGGACGGAAUCCCGGAAGUCCCAUACACAAGGGUAACGGAGGAUCCCCCCAGGUCACGCAUCAGCAUCAGCAUCAGCACCAGCAUCAGCAAAACAACUAUCAGCAGUACCAGCAGAACACGCCCAUCACGGAACUGUUCACGCCAGUCAGCGGUAAUGUGACGUCACCAGCUGAUUCUCCCCAGCAACACGCCGAUCAGCACUUGGGAGUCAACCUACCGAAUACCGGAGGAUUGUACUCUCAGCCCACCACGCCUACGCCGCAAUCCAACUACGCGUCUCCCAACGUACAGACGCCCCUCUCGAACCAUAGCACCCCUGUUCCCACUCCAAGGAGCAUCGCGAGAGCUCUCAGCGGAACCCCUUUCCAGACGACUGCGCAGGCUUUGCACGACCACAAUGCUUCCCUCGCCCAGAAGACGCACGAGAUCGAGGAGCUCGAGGUUCUUCAGACCAAGCAAAACGAUAAUAUCGACCAGCUCAUGGGCAUGUUGCACGAGUACGUGGAGCCCGAUGCAGCUGUUGGGACUGGAGAGGGGGGGGUAGAGGGAGGGGUAGGCGACAAUUCGGACUUGGUCCACGAAGAUGUCGACCAGUUCUUCAAUUUUGGUCUGCAGCCCGACGGUUAUGUGGGUGUCAAUCCCUACGGCGAUGACGAUUCCCACGGAAAUGUCGACAUCGAUGAGUUGUUGAGAAAUGUCGAAGCCGAGGGCAUUACGAACGGUCUCAGCGGACAUAACAAGCAUGUCUUAACAGACCUCACGUCUAACGCGGCGAGUCCCACAGGGAGCUCGGUCGGCAGUCGAGCCAGGGAAGAGCUUGAAGAGGAGAUCGAAGAAGUGACUCCCAAGAGACGACGCGUCAACUGACGGCAUUUAUACUACGACGAUCACGACCAUAUUCAGGUAUAAAAAACCUUCAAGCUAGAUUUCUCGAGGCGACUCUUUUUCAGAU
Molecule: messenger RNA, 2911 nt
Organism: Tricharina praecox
Lineage: Eukaryota; Fungi; Ascomycota; Pezizomycetes; Pezizales; Pyronemataceae
Exons: 2
Coding region: 397-2826 (809 amino acids)
Biological process (GO): regulation of DNA-templated transcription
Molecular function (GO): sequence-specific DNA binding; DNA-binding transcription factor activity
Source: RefSeq, a predicted model, not a curated record